Athene cunicularia (burrowing owl) is the source of this 1396-nucleotide messenger RNA. It is a transcript of the gene ACKR1, whose product is annotated as atypical chemokine receptor 1 (Duffy blood group). The record is from RefSeq and is a predicted model, not a curated record. The transcript is spliced from 2 exons. Gene Ontology annotation, biological process: chemokine-mediated signaling pathway; inflammatory response. Lineage: Eukaryota; Metazoa; Chordata; Aves; Strigiformes; Strigidae. Gene Ontology annotation, cellular component: membrane. The coding region runs from base 1 to 948 and encodes 315 amino acids. Gene Ontology annotation, molecular function: chemokine binding.
AUGGGCAACUGCAUCCCGGUGAGCCCCAGGGUCCUGGAGAGCAGCAUCUCCCUGGACCUGUCAGAGAUCAUGGGCAACUUCUCCUACGACAGCAGCACGACCUUCCCGGACUACGACGCCGCUCCCUGCCACAACCAGUACUGUCCGCUUUUCCAGCGCGUGGCCCCCACCUUCCUGGCCAUCACCUGCGCCAUGGCUGCCCUGAGCACUGGGUCACUGCUGGUGGCACUGGCCAAGCGGCCCCACGCCUGGGGCUGGCCCCAGAGCCAGGCGCUGGUAGCCCAGCUUGCCGUGGGGACGGUUCUCUUUGCAGCCCUGCUGCCGUCGGUGGCAGUGGGCAUCGGGCAGGGCUGGCGGCUGGGCACAGCAUUGUGCCGACUCACCCAUCUGCUGUGGCACUGGAGCCUCUUCGCGCAGGGGCUGCUCGUGUGCAGUGGCUCCUGCAGCACCGUCUGGUGCCGCUGGGACCCCCGGAGCCGGCGGCUGGCCGUGGCUAUGUGGGCUGGGGCCUUGUUGCUGGCCAUACCAGCAGCUCUCGCCAGCAGCACGGUGGCAGGCCCCGAGACAAGCUGCAUCCGCCGGAGCGUGGACAUCCUCUCCCCAGUGUACCUCCUGCACCUUGUCCUCUGCCUCUGCCUCUUCUUGCUGCUGCCGGCGGUGCUGCUGGUGGCCAUGGUGGCGGUGCCACAGCUGAGGGCACGCUGGGAGCCAAGCAUCAGCGUGAGCUGGCUCUUCUUUGGGCUCUGGGUGCCCUAUGGCGUGGGGCUGGCCGUGGAUUUCCUCCUGCACACCCAGCUGCUGCAGCCCACCUGUGGCACCUUCGAGCACUUUGACCACGUGCUGGGGCUGAGUGAGGGGCUGGGGGUGCUGCACUGCUGCCUGGGGCCUGCAGCGCUGCUUGCCGCCCGGCUCUGCCGGCACAGGGCAGGCACCAGUGGCAGCUGCUGAGCUCCUGGCGCUGCAGCCGAGAGCCUCUCCCCAGCUCUAGGCCCCCCCAGCACCAUUCCCUCUCCCCACAGCGUCCCCACCAGCCCCGCGGCUCCUUCCCCCCAGGUAAAUGCUCCCCAGGACCCAGGGGAGGGCAACGUGGGCCCAUUAUGUGCCAGGCUUGGUGCCUCUCCUUCCCCUAUCCCCUUCCUUGGGGUCUCAGCCCCACUGUUUGGGGCCAGACACCCUGAUUUGCUCGAUGGAGAUAGCCCUGGGGUGCCGCAAACAUCCCCCCACGCCCCAGCAGGGUGUCAGCCCCAGGCUCCUGGACAUCCACAGGGACUCCCAAGGCUCAGCCCCAGCCCCUCCAGCUCCAUGGGGGAUUUCAGCAGGCAGAAAGGGCAGUGGUGACGUGAAGCAACAGUGGAUUUUUCACUCCCUCCUGACAAGCUAAGUGUCACAUCUGAGA